Durotheca rogersii is the source of this 2422-nucleotide messenger RNA. RefSeq names its product P-loop containing nucleoside triphosphate hydrolase protein. Gene Ontology annotation, molecular function: RNA binding. NCBI's taxonomy places the organism in Eukaryota, Fungi, Ascomycota, Sordariomycetes, Xylariales, Xylariaceae. The coding region runs from base 309 to 2306 and encodes 665 amino acids. The transcript has 3 exons. Gene Ontology annotation, cellular component: catalytic step 2 spliceosome; intracellular anatomical structure. The record is from RefSeq and is a predicted model, not a curated record.
CAAUCCAACCCAUUCACCAAAUCCCACAUCACCAAUGCACACCCAUGAAUAUUGAAUACCUAGGUACCUACCUGCUCCCGAUCACGUUGAGACAACGGGCAGUUCCUGGCAAGAUAUCAACACAUAUUGGCCAUGUUCUGGCCACUUGAUUACGAGGAGACAAUCCCUUGAUCAUAGCUUGGAUUGGAGGCCCAUGUUUCCAAGGACCAGAGAAGGAGUCGGGAUGCAGCCAUAGAGCUGUAGGCUCCCACCACCUUACUACCCUUACUACUAUCCGAGAGAACCCAGCAAGGAAGGUCAUCAAAAAGAUGGCGGAUUUCGAGCUUGGUUCAAACUUCAUUCCUACCCUUCAUAAACCCUCGGCUCUGCUUCCCAUAGCAAAGCAUCACGACAGCCUCCUCUAUCUCAUAGAGAAAAACCCCGUCACCAUAGUUGUCGGCCAGACAGGUUCCGGCAAGACCACCCAGAUACCGCAAUUUCUUGAGCAUGCUGGCUGGUGCUCUGAUGGCAAAAUCAUCGGUGUCACUCAACCCCGGCGUGUAGCAGCCACAACAGUUGCUGUCAGAGUUGCCGAGGAGUAUGGGUGUGAAUUAGGAAAGGAAGUCGGUUACUCGAUCAGAUUUGAAGAUGUGACGUCUGCUGCGACCCGAAUCAAAUUCCUGACAGAUGGAUUGCUCAUUCGAGAGGCUCUUGUCGACCCUCUCCUCUCACGCUACGCAGUGAUUAUGGUCGACGAAGCCCACGAGAGAUCUAUCAGUACGGAUAUACUCCUUGGCCUGCUGAAGAAGAUACGAAAGCGAAGGCCGGAACUACGCAUAAUUAUUAGUAGUGCCACUCUCCAGGCAGAGGACUAUUUGCGCUUCUUUUCCCAGCAACCAGAAAACAGGGAAUCCCGAGAGGGUGUGACUGGUAGUAUCGGCUCGAUAAUUAGCCUCGAAGGCCGGAUGUACCCUGUCGAUGUGCUCUACCUCGAGGCGCCGACGGAAGACUACGUUGAAAAGGCAAUAUCCACCGUUUUCGACAUUCAUACCCACGAAGCGGAGGGUGAUGUUCUCGUGUUUUUAACAGGGCGCGAAGAGAUUGAUAAAGCCGUCCAAGUUGUUGCUGAACGAUCUGCUCAACUCCCCCCGGCAUCUCAGGCUAUCCUGGCCUUACCGCUCUACGCGGGACUGUCGACGGAGCAGCAGAUGUUCGUAUUCGACAACCCGCCUGAGAAUACUAGGAAAGUAAUCUUCUCGACCAAUAUCGCAGAGGCGUCGGUGACCAUUGACGGCAUUGUGUAUGUGGUCGAUUCGGGAUUCGUGAAGCUGAGGGCUUUUGACCCCCAAACAGGCAUCGAAGCUCUAACGGCAACUCCCGUCUCCAAAGCGGCAGCGUCGCAGCGUGCAGGGAGAGCCGGCCGUACGAAACCCGGCAAGUGCUUUCGUCUUUACACCGAAAGAAAUUUCCAAACAUUGCCCGAUGCCAAUAUCCCAGAGAUCCAAAGAUCCAACCUCGCGCCGUUUGUCCUACAACUCAAAGCGCUGGGGAUCGAUAACGUCGUACGGUUCGACUACUUGACACCACCGCCUGCGGAGUUGAUGAUCAAAGCAACAGAACUACUAUUCUCCCUGGGUGCGCUAGACGAGUAUGCCAAGCUUACGAAACCGCUGGGCACGCGGAUGGCAGAGCUCGCAGUUGAACCAAUGAUGGCCAAAACGUUACUGACGGCUUCUUCGUUUGGGUGCCUCAGCGAGGUACUGACGAUAGCGGCGAUGACGAGCCUUGGAGGUUCCAUAUGGGUUCAAAGAGAGGGAGAAAAGAAGCAGGUGGAGUCCGCACGACGGAAGUUCGCUGCGGAAGAGGGAGAUCAUUUGACUCUUUUAAAUGUCUACCAGACAUUUGUGACGAAAGGCAAAAAGGAAUCGAGGUUCUGCCACGAGAACCACCUUAAUUUCAAAGCGAUGACCCGCGCCAUUAGCAUCAGAGCACAAUUGAAACGCUACCUGGAGCGAUUUGGGAUAUCGGUAGACGAGAGCCUUAGGACGUCAGUUGGCAACAGAGGCGAGCAGAUUCGAAGAUGCCUCACGACUGGUUACUUUGCUCACGCAGCGAGGAUGCAGCCCGACGGAAGCUUUCGCAACGUCGAGGGCGGGAUGACGCUCUACGCGCAUCCGAGUUCGCUCAUGUUCAACCGCAAGGCCGACUGGGUGGUUUUCCACGAGGUGAUGGAAACGGGCGGCAAGAUUUUUAUUCGCGAUAUCACCAAGAUCGAGAAGGGGUGGCUCGUGGAGUAUGCUUCUGGAUACUACCAGCUAAAGCAGUGAAGAAGAGCAGCAAUGACAACAACGACGCCCACGGCUAACCUGCCCACCGUAUACGCAACAACACGUACUCAUAUUGAUGCCGAAACCUGUGACGGUAGUACCUAGGUCUAUGUAUG